AUGCUCCAGGGUGGCCGGCAAGAGCAUUGCAACGCUCUAGGGUGGCCAGCAAGAACAUUGCAACGCUCCUGGGUGUCCGGCAAGAGCAUUACGACGCUCCUGGGUGGUCGGCAAGAGCAUUGCAACGCUCUAGGGUGGUCGGCAAGAGCAUUGCAGCGCUCCAAGGUGUCCGGCAAGAGCAUUGCAACGCUCCAGGGUGUCACGCAGGAGCACUGGAACGCUCCGGGGAGCAUUGCUACGCUCCGGGCAAGAGCAUCGCAACGCUCCAAGGUGUCCGGCAAAAGCAUUGCAACGCUCCGAGGUGUCGGCAAGAGCAUUGCAACGCUCCAAGGUGGUCAACAAGAGCUUUCCAUCGCCCCGGGGUGUCCGGCAAGCAAUUUGCAACGAUCCAGGGUGUCUGGCAAGAACAUUGCAACGCUCCAAGGCAAGAGCACUGCAACGCUCGAGGGUGUCCAUCAAGAGCAUUGUAACGCUCUGGGGUGUCCGGGUGUCCGGCAAGAGCACUGCAACGCUUUAGGGUGUCCUUCCAUCACCCUGCCCCAUCCUCCCUCCUUCCAUCACCCCGCCCCAUUCUCCCGCUUUCCAUCACCCCGCCCCCGUUCUCCCGCUUUCUAUCACCCCGCCCCAUUCUCCCACUUUCCAUCACCCCGUCCCAUUUUCCCGCUUUCCCUCACCCCGCCCCAGUCUCCCGCUUUCCAUAGCCCCGCCCCAUUCUACCGCUUUCCAUCAUCUCGCCCCCUUCUCCUGCUUUCCAUCACCACACCCCAUUCUCCCGCUUUCCAUCACCCCGCCCCAUUGUCCCGCUUUCCAUCACCCCGCCCUAUUCUCCCGCUUUCCAUCACCCAGCCCCAUUCUCCUGCUUUCCAUCACCCCGCCCCAUUCUCCCGCGUUCCAUCACUCCGCCCCAUUCUCCCGCUUUCCAUCACCCCGCCCAAUUCUCCUGCUCUCCAUCACCCCGCCCCAUUCUCCCGCUUUCCAUCACCCCGCCCAAUUCUCCCGCUUUCCAUCACCCUGCCCCAUUCUCCCUCCUUCUAUCACCCCGCCCCAUUGUCUCGCUUUCCAUCACCCUGCCCUAUUCUCCCGCUUUCCAUCACCCCGCCCCAUUCUCCCGCUUUCCAUCACCCCGCCCCAUUCUCCCUCCUUCCACCACCCCGCCCCAUUCUCCCGCUUCCCAACACCCCACCCCAUUCUCUCGAUUUACAUCACCCCGGCCCAUUCUCCUCCUUCCAUCACCCCGCCCCCAUUCUCCCUCCUUCCAUCACCCAUCCCCAUUCUCCCGCUUUCCAUCACCCCGCCUCAUUCUCCCUCCUUCCAUCACCCUGCCCCAUCCUCCCUCCUUCCAUCACCCCGCCCCAUUCUCCCGCUUUCCAUCACCCCGCCCCGUUCUCCCCUUUUCCAUCACCCCGCCCCAUUCUCCCGCUUUCCAUCACCCGCCCCAUUCUCCCGCUUUCCCUCACCCCGCCCCAGUCUCCCGCUUUCCAUAGCCCCGCCCCAUUCUCCCGUUCUCCAUCACCCCGCCCCCUUCUCCUGCUUUCCAUCACUGCACCCCAUUCUCCCGCUUUCCAUCACCCCGCCCCAUUCUCCCGCUUUCCAUCACCCCGCCCCAUUCUCCCGCUUUCCAUCACCUCUCCCCAUUCUCCCGCUUUCCAUCACUCCGCCCGUUCUUCCGCUUUCCAUCACCCCGCCCCAUUCUCCUGCUUCCAUCACCCCGCCCCAUUCUCCCGCUUUCCAUCACUCGCCCCAUUCUCUCGCUUUCCAUUACCCCGCCCCAUUCUCCCGCUUUCCACCACCCCACCCCAUUCUCCUGCUUUCCAUCACCUCGCCCUAUUCUUCCGCGUUCAAUCACCCCGCCCCAUUCUCCCUCCUUCCAUCACCCCGCCCCAUUCUCUCGCUUUCCAUCACCCGCCCCAUUCUCCCUCCUUCCAUAACCCCACCCCAUUCUCCCUCCCUUCAUCACCCCGCCCCAUUCUCCCGCUUUCCAUCACCCGCCCCAUUCUCCCGCUUUCCAUCACCUCGCCCCAUUCUCCCUCCUUCCAUCACCUCGCCCCAUUCUCCCUCCGUCCAUCACCCCCCCCCCCCUUUCUCCCUCCUUCCAUAACCCAGCCCCAUUCUCCCGCUUUCCAUCACCCGCCCCAUUCUCCCGCUUUCCAUCACCACGCCCAUUCUCCCGCUUUCCCUCUCCCAUCCCAGUCUCCCGCUUUCCAUAGCCCAGCCCCAUUCUCCCGCUUUCCAUCACCCCGCCCCCUUCUCCUGCUUUCCAUCCCCGCACCCCAUUCUCCCGCUUUCCAUCACCCCGCCCCAUUCUCCCGCUUUCCAUCACUCCGCCCCAUUCUCCUGCUUUCCAUCUCCCCGCCCCAUUCUCCCGCUUUCCAUCACCCUGCCCCAUUCGCCCGCUUUCCAUCACCCCGCCCCGUUCUCCCGCUUUCCAUCACCCCGUCCCAUUCUCCCGCUCACCAUCACCCCUCCCCAUUCUCCCCUCUUCCAUCACCCCGUCCCCAUUCUCCCUCCUUCCAUCAACCCGCCCCAUUCUCCCUCCUUGAUCACCCCGCCUCAUUCUCCGCAUUCCAUCACCCGCCACAUUCUCCCGCUUUCCAUCAUCCCGCCCCAUUCUCCCGCUUCCCAACACCCCGCCCCAUUCUCUCGAUUUACAUCACCCGGCCCAUUCUCCCUCCCUCCAUCACCCCACCCCAUUCUCCCUCCUUCCAUCACCCAGCCCCAUUGUCCCGCUUUCCAUCACCCCGCCCAUUCUCCCUCCUCCAUCACCCUGCCCCAUCCUCCUCCUUCCAUCACCCCGCCCCAUUCUCCGCUUUCCAUCACCCGCCCCGUUAUCCCCUUUUCCAUCACCCCGCCCAUUCUCCCGCUUUCCAUCACCCCGCCCAUCUCCCGCUUUCCCUCCCCCCGCCCCAGUUUCCCGCUUUCCAUAGCCCCGCCCCAUUCUCCGUUUUCCAUCACCCCGGCCCUUCUCCUGCUUCCAUCACUGCACCCCAUUCUCCCGCUUUCCAUGACCCCGCCUCAUUCUCCCGCUUUCCAUCACCCCGCACCAUUCUCCCCGCUUUCCAUCACCCCGCCCCAUCUCCCGCUUUCCAUCACCUCUCCCCAUUCUCCCGCUUUCAAUCACUCCGCCCUAUUCUUCCGCUUUCCAUCCCCCGCCCCCAUUCUCCUGCUUUCCAUCACCCCGCCCCAUUCUUCCGCUUUCCAUCACCUCGCCCCAUUCUAACGCUUUCCCAUUACCGCGCCCCAUUCUCCCGCUUUCCACCACCCCACCCCAUUCCUGCUUUCCAUUACUCGCCCUAUUCUUCCGCGUUCAAUCACCCCGCCCCAUUCUCCCUCCUUCCAUCAACCCGCCCCAUUCUCUCGCUAUCCAUGACCCGCCCCAUUCUCCUCCUUCCAUAA
Messenger RNA from Closterium sp. NIES-65, 3393 nucleotides. The record is from the annotation of a GenBank genome assembly. Lineage: Eukaryota; Viridiplantae; Streptophyta; Zygnematophyceae; Desmidiales; Closteriaceae.